Molecule: messenger RNA, 1380 nt
Organism: Scutellospora calospora
Lineage: Eukaryota; Fungi; Glomeromycota; Glomeromycetes; Diversisporales; Gigasporaceae
Source: the annotation of a GenBank genome assembly
AUGUUUUAUUUCCAACAUAAGAUUAAAAGUUAUUUAUUACUAAAUCUAAGGAAACACACGCCUCGGAGAUUGUGUACGCAUACUUAUGAGUCACUUAUUAAUUUGCUUAAACGCAAAUCUUUCUCCACCUCCAGUAUAAAUAAUUUCACCAGGGAAAUUGAGCCUUCAUAUAAUUUUGCUUCGAGAAUUCGUCAUACUUUACCGCGUCAAUUACGUCCUUGGUCACGAUUAGAAUUAAAAGUUUUGGAUACUCUUGUUAAAAAACAUGGACAAGACUGGGAUAAAGUCGCCAAACAUAUACCCGGUAGGAAUGCUGGUGAAUGUUGUAUUCAAUACUAUUCCAUGCCCUUGUAUUAUCGUGAACUUCGUGAUGAAGUAGAAAAUAUAAAUACAAAAGAUACUAAAUCUUCUGAAUUCAAGACAAUUUUCUCUGAAGAAGAAUGUAAAAUUAUAGAUAAUUUACUCGAAAAAUAUGGUUGUAGAUGGUCUUUAAUUUCAAAUCAAUUCCCGUCAAAGACUCCAGAGUUAAUAGAAACAUUUGUAUAUGAAAAUUUAAAUAAGUUUCCUGCUUUAUUAAUGCUUUCUGAUAAUUCAAUUAGAAAUAAAUCUUGGUCAGAUAGUGAAAUGAAAUUACUUGAUAAUUUAUUUAAAAAAUAUUGUCGAAAUAAUAAUUUAAUUUCACAAAGAAUAUCUAAUAGAUUAUCAGGAUCUAUGUCUCGAUUAUUAUUACGUUUUCCACAUAAAUUACAAAAAAUUCGUAAUAUAAAGACUUCAAAAUGGUUCAAGAUCUCAAGUCCAUGGACAGAACGUGAGACAUGUUUAUUAAAUGAACUUGUUGAACAAUAUGGUAAUGAUUGGUCCUUAAUAUCAACUAUGCUUCCUGGGAGAACUGCAUACGCAUGUAAAGAUAAAUAUUAUUCUUGUUGGCUACCGUCAUUAUCAUCAAAUAAAGCUGAUUUGGUAAAACAUAGUUGGCCACAUGAGGUUAUUCAGCUUUUAGAUCUUUUAAUAUCAAAGUAUGGAAAAUGGCAAAUAAUUCCAACCCUUUUGCCUGGUAUUUCACCUAUGAAUCGCCAUGUACGUACAACAACUCUUACACGAGGGUGGAAAGAACGAGAAAUAUCAUUAUUAAAAGAUUUAAUAAAAAAAUAUGGUCAGAAUUGGAAGAAGAUUCAAUUAUAUUUUCCGCAUAAACAAUUAAAAGCAAUCGAAUUUCAUGUGAGGACAAAUCCCCAACUUUAUUAUAUAGAAGGACAAGAAAAUGAGGUUGAUCUUUAUGAAAUCCAACAACAUUUUUGUAUACGAAGACCUUGGUCUGGAGAAGAAACAAGAAAACUUUUAGAAUUAAAAUCUCAAUAUGGUACUGAUUGGCAUAUAUAA